AUGAGGCACCCAAAAAAAACUCUCGUACACGAGGACUACACCAUAGGGUGGAUAGCCGCUCUACCCCUCGAGCUGGCCGCGGCAAAAAUGAUGUUGGACCUAAUCCAUACCAAACUGCCUCAGGAAUCGAGCGAUCAGAACACCUACAUUCUUGGAGAAAUCCAUGGGCAUAAUAUUGCCAUGGCAUGUUUACCAUCCGGUGUAUAUGGCACAACUUCUGCAACCAUUGUAGUAGCGCACAUGUUAACUACAUUCCGGGCCAUACGUUUCGUUUUGAUGGUAGGGAUUGGGGGAGGCGUACCAAGUUCUACUGCCGAUAUUCGACUCGGAGACGUCGUCGUUAGCAAGCCUUCAGGAACUUCUGGAGGUGUUAUACAGUAUGACUUCGGCAGGACUUUGGCAGAAGGAAGAUUUCAACGGGUCGGAUGCUUAAACAAACCGCCACAAGUUCUUCUGACUGCGGUUUCGGAGUUGGAAGCUCAUCAUUUGACUGGACAGAGUCAAGUUCCGACUUAUCUCCUAAAUCUACAUAAGCAGUGCUCAAAAUCCUCUCGCUUCAAAUACUGUAGCCAGAACUCUGAUCAUUUAUACGAAGCGACAUAUGAUCAUAUCGGCCAGGACACGUGCGAAAAUUGCGAUAAGACCAAUUUGGUGACAAGUCGGGGAGCAAGAAGUUCAACUGACCCUCAAAUUCAUUAUGGCUUGAUAGCAUCCGGCAACCAAGUUAUGAAACAUGCAGCAACAAGAGAUAAACUCUCUCGCUCUGAAAACCCAGCCGUCCUUUGCUUCGAAAUGGAAGCAGCUGGCCUGAUGGACCAGGUGCCCUGUCUAGUAAUCCGCGGAAUCUGCGAUUACUCAGAUUCACACAAAAACAAGCAAUGGCAAGGAUAUGCAGCGGCUACGGCAGCGGCUUAUGCAAAAGAGCUUCUUCAGGUGGUGUCGUCACAUCGCGUUCUGGGAAUAUCAAGGAUUAGGGAUAUCGAGACUUUCUCAAUGGUCGUGAUGACUCUUACAGCGUCUAUUGUGGGAUUUCUUAGUAUCAGUGGUAGUAUAUUAGCUGGCAUCAGCACCCACUCUAGCCCUAAGGUAUCACUAGGUGUUCUUAAAGAUGUCGCAGUUCAGCUUCCCCUGAUUACCGAAAGCCUAGAAAAGAUAGCGGCCGGUUGCAAAAAUGGUUCAAUUAAGCUAGAGGACCAAACUUCCCUCCUACCUGUGGUAAAUGGAUGCCUCAAGAGAGUCAGCGCUCUAGGGAAACUGAUUCAAGAGAUAUUUCCAACGCCGAACGACUCCAAAUUGAGUCGCAUAAGAAAGUUGGUCUUACGGCCCUUCAAAACCAAGACCGUUGGUUCCUAUUUAAGCGCCCUAGAAGGGUAUAAGUCUACCCUUGCUUUCCAUCUACAAGAGGUCGCAAGAACCCAGAUGCACGAUAUAGCUGAAUCGAAUUCAAGGCAAGAAGAUGAAAUGGCCAAAGUGCGACGGCAGCAAACAAGAAGUACCAGUGUCCAACUUUUGAAGCCUAACAUGUGCUUCAAUAGCGUAUCCAGUCUGCCCGGAACGUGUAAAUGGAUUUGGAACCAACCAAAUUUUAUUCAAUGGAUGGAGCAAUCUCCGGACACAAAAAGACUUUUAUUCGUGCAAGGGAUCAGCGGUUGCGGAAAAUCAGUCCUUGCUACAUCUAUCGCUGAGUCUUUUCAAAAAAAGGGAGUUCGGGUUUUAUUCUUUUCCUUGCGCGGAACGGACAGCGAUCGACGCACCCUGGACUCGCUGUUUCGCACUUUUAUCUGCCAACUGCUAGAAAAGGUUUCAGACAAGAAGGCGUCCGAGUACAUCGAAGGUCUGUCACGCAAAAUUUCCCCCGGAACACCAGCGCUAUUCGAAGAUUUGCUAGAUUUAGUCAAGUCUAUAAAAGAAAUUGUUUAUUGCAUCAUCGAUGGCGUGGACGAAUGCAUGGAUAAAGAUAACAAUCCAGACUCUAGUCUAUUAAUCAACUACGCCUACCAAAUGGUCGAACUCCCAAACUUUCAUGUAGCUUUAUUCGGCCGGCCAUGUGCCCUCCAGAAUGCUAUCCGCCCCCCUCUCGUUCUCAACGUUGAAAUGAACUUCGAUUUCAUUAAAGAAGAUAUCAGUUUAUUUACACGUUCUCAAGUGGAAGGAUGCAAGAACUUGGAGGAUGGAAGUUUGCGGGACCAUGUCUUCAAAGUCCUACUUGACGGGUCAGGCGGAAUGUUCCUUUGGAUAGAGCUGAUGUGUGCCGAGUUGCGCAAGCCUAUUACAGCUGCAGGCAUUAUGGACCAAUUGCGCAAUAUUCCAAAGGGGCUGGAGGAGCUCUAUCGAGACCGCUUCCUAAGGCUAUUAAAUAAAUUAGACCGCCAAGGGUUGAUACUCGCAAGAAAGGUCCUAGAAUUUAUCAUCACUUCUUGUCGUAGUAUGACCAUUGACGAACUAUGGUACUCUAUCGCUCUCGACAAGGAGACCGAAUUUCACUUAGGGGAAAAACUACUUAUCCCACUAGAACGAACAAUACUGGAGGCUUGCGCCGACCUGGUCAACAUCACAAACGGUCGCGUUCAACUUAUCCACUUCUCCGUCCAAGAAUUCUUAACUAGGCCAAGGGAAGAAUGGUCUUGUGAUGGCGAUCAAAAGAUCGAAUCAUCAUUCAGAAUAGAGGAGGAAAAAGCACACCUAUCUUUAGCUUCUGUUUGUAUCGACUAUUUGAGCUCAGGCGAUUACCAGUUUCCGAUAGACGAGCCUGGAGAUGCAUCAAAUCAGCAAAGCGACUACCCAUUCUUGGAAUACUCUUCUCAGUACACCAUUUUUCACUCAGUACGGUCCGGAGACCUCCUUCGUCCGGAACUCUCAACAAAUUUUGAUGUCUUCGUCGAGUCCCAGAUGUUCAUUCCUUGGGUAGAAUACUUAUCGAUGAUCCUGGUGGAGGAUAGCAAUCUAUCUGCUCUUAUUUUAGACGAUAUCCAAGACUUGGAGCACUGGCUAGAGGAGCUCGAAAGUGACGCUAGCUUUGAGGCAUAUCUACAGAAGCUGAGCGCCGCUUUUGAGCAAAAUCUCGAACGGCGAACACAAGAAGCUAGCCUCGCUAGAACGAAAGAGGAUGUUAACGUUGCUACGAAAGCCAACCUACGGGCUGAGAGACUGCGGCUCAUGUACGAUUACGUCCAGGUGCAGAUAUCAAGCGAGCUAGAAGACAGCAAAGAUGUCGACCUCGAAGGCAGCAGAGAUGUCGACCUUGAAGGCAGUAGAGAUGUCGGCUUUGAAUUCGUGGCCGAAAGUAGUCCAACUCCGAGAGACACCUCUUCCGCAAUCUCGCAAACUAUUAAUCUCAUCAAAAGUAACACGCUGGCGCCUCUUCCUGCGGGGUUGCAUCUGUUCUUAGGGUUGCAGACACACCUAAGCCGGGUCAAAGUCUUAUGCGAUCCUCUCAGGUUGCUCUUCGAGACUAUAUUGGGCAUGGCCGAAAAAAUACCUGCUUCUGUGCUCCUAGUUAUAGGAGACUUUUAUUACGAUCUUGAAAAGUUCGAUCAAGCACUUAGAGUUUACAAAGCGGCCCUAUCAAAGAAGGGGCAUGUGCAUGGGCUUACAAAGAUGAGUUUGCUAAACCAGGCGGGUGUCAGUCUGGGAUAUCUAAACGGGGACGUAAAAGUCAGGCUAGAUUACUAUAUGCAGGCACUACACGAGUUGGAACAAUAUCAAGAAACACACGGACCACAUCUUGGAUACCAACAUGCUGAGAUGUUAUGCAUCCUUAAAAGCAAUCUUGGGGGUGUUUUUUGCGGUAUUGGAGAAUAUCCGCAAGCAGAAGAGAUGGACCGAGGAGCAGUGGAAGAACGACAGAAACUACUCGGGCCCGAGCACCCAGAUACACUCCGAAGUGUGUGCUACCUAGCGAGUACACUUUAUAUACAGGGUAAGUACUUAGAGGCGGCGGAAGCAUAUAAACGGGGCUGCAACACAAAAGCCUGGCUAGCCGACUAUAAAUAUGGGAUGCAUCUGAAGGUACGAGAAAAAAAUCGCAAUGCUAUGAUUCUACGGAAACUUGAUGAGAUACACGACCUUGGAGAACAUCUUUACGGCCAAGAAAAAUAUUCCAAGGCAGAAGCGAUGUUUCUGAUCGCUGCAGAAAGUAGUCAAGAAGUGCUCGGACACGAGAACUUGAAAACGCUUGAGAGUGUGUAUAUGCUUGGGCUUGCGCUAUAUAAACAGAAAAGGUACCCAGAAGCGGAACUGAGGUUCAGAAAUGCUAUGGAAGGAUGGCAGAAGAUGGUUGGAACAGCAGAUCACCGAACCUUGCGUUCAAUCUCGGGGGUCAUCUGUGCGUUGUUGGCACAAGGCAGAGAUUCGGAGGCAGAAGCGAUGCUGCAAAUUAUUCUGGGGGUAGAGGAACUGGAGGAAAUUCUCAAGGACCACACUGAAUUACGCAAAAGAAUCCAAAGAAUUUGUGAAUACUUGGGAGUUGAUGGGCUCAAGGCCGACGAACGGUCAGGGGCAGCCUCUGAAAACGGAGAUGAGACCAACUCCAGGUCUGAGUACGAACCAAGCGAGGAAUCAUUACCCUAA
This is a messenger RNA of Orbilia oligospora ATCC 24927, 4569 nucleotides long. RefSeq lists its product as uncharacterized. NCBI's taxonomy places the organism in Eukaryota, Fungi, Ascomycota, Orbiliomycetes, Orbiliales, Orbiliaceae. The record is from RefSeq and is a predicted model, not a curated record. Gene Ontology annotation, biological process: nucleoside metabolic process. Gene Ontology annotation, molecular function: catalytic activity; protein binding. The transcript is spliced from 3 exons. The coding region runs from base 1 to 4569 and encodes 1522 amino acids.